UUGCUUUCUUAAAUGAAGAGGAUGGUGAUGAAGAUGGCUGCUGUCUCUGCCAUCUCUCUGCUCCUGCUCUGUUGCUUCACCCUCUCCUCAGCAGGUUCUAAAGUGUGCGACCACUACGCCGCAACAGGCGAUAACUUUACCGUGACUCUGAAACACAAACUGGUCAACUCAGAACGACUGAUAUGGAAGCGUGGCGAUGUCACGAUUAUAGAUCGAAGAAAAGACAACGUAAUUACCACUGGAAAGAGGGAGGACCUUGACGAAAAUGGAUCACUGAAGCUGAAAAAUCUGAACAAAGACCAUUCAGGGAUAUACAGCCCUGAAGUUUUCAACACAAAAGGAGAGAAAUCAUCAAAUUUGAAAGCCACAAAUUUAUGUGUAUUGGACCGUGUACCGAAGCCUACAGUGACGGUGGAUUGUCUCAAGCCUCAUGUCAAAUUUACCUGCAAGGUGCAAACUCAGCAGAUGGAGGGGAUCGGCUAUGAAUGGCUCCAGAACAACAAUGUGGUGAAUGAGAAGACAAAAACUCUGACACGAGUAGCUGAAAUGGUGGAAAAAGAUUCCUUCAGUUGCAACAUUUCCAAUAGUGUCAGCUUUAUGAUCAGUGCACCUGUUGAACAAAAGUGCUUUAAGCCCAAGUCCAUUUUCCCUGAAAAAUUAUUAGGAAUUAAUACCUGGAUUUUCGUGGGUGCUGGAGGAGGUAUUGUUCUGGUGCUGAUUAUUGUCGUUAUCGUUUGCUGCAUCCGAACCAAGCGGAGAAAACGCAUGCAACUAAAGGAGGAGGGAGAGCUUCGUUUGGCAUGGACGAAUGAACAACAUCAUCAACAUAGCCAUCCUCCCGAUCAACAUCAACGUCAGCACCAUCACCACCACCACCACCACCACCACCAGCAGCAGCCGGCCGGCCACACCGGUCCUCGCCAGCAUCGCUCCAAACAGCACCGCGACCAGCAGCGUCCCAGAGCCCCCGACCACCACGGUGGUCACCCUCAGCACGGUGGUCACCCUCAGCCCGGUGGUCAGCCUCAGCCCAGCCCCCGAAGACCUGCACAUGUAGGAGACUGCAGUGGAUCUGUGAAGGAGAACUCAACAUCUUAUGUCGACAUCAGUGCGGCAUCUGAUCUCUACUUUUCCCUUUCUUUCAGGCCCCCCCUAGACCAGUGGAUAACACUGAUGACGAGCAGCCUCCUCCUCUUCCUCAGCCCAGGAAGAAAGCUCCGAAAACACCAAGAGUGUGACACCAUGUGAGUGUUAGAGUUUAGAAAACAUAAUCCAUCCUCUUUUGUCCGGGCUCAUCUGCUCUCCUCAUUUUCUUUUUUUUUUGUUCCCAAUUUACUUCUCUCUUCUCUAAACAUCAUGAUUACAUCAGGGAGUGGUGAAAAUUUGAUCAAACUUAGAGUUGUAAUUAAGUGGUUGAAAAUCACUUAGAGCAAAGUCAAAGCUGUGAAAGCUGAAGUCAAACUAUGAGUCUUAAUAAGCUUUCAGUUAAUAACAUGAUGAACAAACUUGGACUGCCCUAAGUCGUAUAACAUUGUAUAUCAUUCGUUUUGUUAUUUAGUCAUCAUAACCUUAUAAUUAUAUUUUAACUGGUUUUUUUUUUUUCAACAUAACCCACCAUCUUACUAAUACAAUUUAAUGACUUUAUCAUAUGUGAUAACAAAUAAUACUUUAAGGUCAUGAUGUCAAACUAUUAGAGUGCUCUUUAAAAGGGUUAUUUUUGUACUUCUGUUGUUUUUUUAACACAGGUCCUCUUCUUUAUAUAUUUUGAUGUAUGUGUCAGAUAUAACUCGUCUUCUCAGAAAGAUGUAUGUGUCCAGGGACUCUUAACUUUCCUCUAACAUGACUGAAAUCAACAUGGAAGGAAACAAAAAUAAUGUUCAGCAAACUACAUCUGUCGAGGAAGACCAUGAGAUUCCAGAAAGAUCAGGGAAAAGCUGGUUGUUCCACCUUGAGUUAAAGGUUAAAGGCGCACUCCCUGAUUUUGUGAUAACCUCUUAUCAACCCCUAUAUUCAGUAAGCAAUACUGGGUGCUAAUACAGAGUCAAGGAGCGUUGAGUUUGAUGAGAAGAUUGAUACACUCUCAUGUUUAUACACUGAAUAUGAAACUGCUGUUAGCCGCUGGUUAGCUUAGCUUAGCAGAGAGGCUUAAAGACAUGUGGAAAAUGUGAGCACCUACCAGCGCCUCUAAAGCUCACUAAUUAACAGAUUUUCAGGUUUGUUUAAUUUGUGGACAAACAGAAGUCUAAGAAACAGCAAGUCUUGGUACAGUGAACUUUGAAGGUGCUGGUAUGCAGAUGUUGUUACAAUUUAUUUGGAAAGAGCCAGGCUUGCUGUUACGGUCUUUAUGCUAAGCUAAGCUAACCUCACCAACUGAUGGCUGUGGCUUCAUAUUUAACAGACAGACAAGAGAGUGGUAUCAAUAUUUUCAUCUACAGUAGGGGUGGGCAGAUGGAUCUUAAAGUAUCAAUACUCUAGAUACUACGUUUUCAUUUUGAAAACUGAUAUUAGCAUCAGUAAGAUCGAUACCUGAAAAAGGGAUUAGUUCCUCUCUUACAUGUAGCAUCCAAAUCUCUGACACAAAGCCAGAGGUCAGUCUUCUCAGAGAGGUUCAGAAAAGGAAAAUCCAGUUACACAAUAGCCAAGUGAAAUUAAUAUUUUAGUCAAAUCAGAUCUUCAGCAUUGGUUAUUUUUGCAUUUUCAUACUGUAAUAUUGGUCAUCAGUUGCUCUUACUUAAGCAUAUUUAUGAUUGGCCUCAUAAAUCAUGACACCGCUUCUUCCCAAAUUAAAAAAGUCACUUUUUAGUAUCGUAUUGUAUCGUAUCGUACCGUAUCGUAACGCUAUUGUCGACUCCAGCCCUGUAUUGCUUGGUAUUGGAUCAAAAUCAAAUUUUGCGGUAUCGCCCACCCCUAAUCUCUCUGCAAGAAAGCAACUGAGCAUAGUUCCAUAAAUAUCAAACUAUUCAUUAAACAUGUAAGUUGUUUCUUUGGUAUUUAAUUUUAUAUGACAAUUUUCUUGUUCCAGUUUCUGGAUUUUUUUUCUCCAUGAUUUUAUGUUCUACCUAAUUUUUUUUUUUUUUCAGACAGGCUGCAGAAAAGAAUGUCAUUUGAAAUGUUUUCAUUGUUUUCAUUCAUCACAUACUUUUACUGCAGAAAAAACUAUUUUAUGUUCAUUUGUAAGCAGUUCUUUGUAAUCUCUUUUUUUAUGUAUUUGUGUUGUGAAUUGAUGAAUAAAAGGAAUGUUAUCAGCUGCAAUAGACCGAAUCAAAAUGUUUGUUGACAAUAACGCUUGGGUAGAAAACUCCAGCAUCACAUACGUACAAUUAACGGCUCUGAGUAAAUGGGGGCAAGAACCAGCUUAAUUAACAAUAAAAACUGGUUACGUUUCCUUGUAUUAAAGUGUACUGGGUAACAAUAAUAAAUGGAGGAGGAUUCGGGUUUUUCUAAUUUAUCAGAUUGGCCAUGGACUAAAGAGGACAGCUUGAUCCCAAAUCUAGCAGUUCAGUCAGGAACACUUUUGUCAGGGAAAACUUAAUGUCCAUUUGCAGUGUUAUAUUUGGUGGUAUGGCUCUGUUCUGGGGCCUCUCUGCCUUUCCUUGGGGUGUAUGCAGAAAGCCGCUAACGCGCCUAUGUGGAAAGCAUAAGGUGGAGAGUGCACACCUCUCUGCCCUUCCAUGCACCUACAUGGAAAGGGAGAGCAGCAAAAUUACAAUGUAAAUAAAUCACAUUUCGCUGCAAGUCAACACAAUUGAUCAUUGUCCACGCGGAAGUGAUUGUUGUUGUUAGCAUGACAUCAUUUUGAUUCGGUCUAUAAAUCACACAGACCUAACAAACUAUGUUGCCGUCAUUUAUGCUUUACUUUUGGAAACUUGCUCGUCCCUCAGGGUUGGUCUAUGAAAAGACAGGUCAGUUAACCUGCAAUAACAUGAAUAAAUGUCAUUCAUGUUUAUAUGCAGUAUUAUGCUUUUUAUUUAUGUAUAAAACCAAUGUGCCAAAGCAUUUACAUCAUGUCCAUCGAAGUAUCUGCUGUAAAAAUGUUGAUUUGAAGUGUACACAGUAUUGUCUUUAAUAAAUAGUGUCAAUGCUAAUGCAACUUUCCACUGAAAUAUGAGCAGGUUUCACACUGUGUGAUUUUCACUUCUGCAGCCCGCUGUUUUCAGGCUGAACAAUGCAGACAGACUCUGUGUGUGUGUGUGUGUGUGUGUGUGUGUGUGUGUGUGUGUGUGUGUGUUUCAGUCAUAUAUCCUGUGUCUUUUUGCUGAAAAUGUGUUUGUGGUUUUGAGUGCGUUAGCGUUGCUGAGCUCUGCCGAGUGCAAGAUGAUUAUCUGGUGUGUGUGUGUGUGUGUGUGUGUGUGAGGUUUUCCUGUACUUGCAGCUUCAUUAUGGCAACAGAAAAUUACAAAAUUUGACACCAAAGACAUGUUUUAUUCUGAAGUGAUCUCAUUUAAUUUAAUAAAUGUAAUGUAUUUUAAUUUUCUGCUCACUACUUCUGUGCAUCAUUAUGCUGUUACUCUACACCCACAUUGUGCUGCUGUUCACUGAUUUUCACACAUUUCUUUCCCUCUUUGUAUGUCGAGCUGUUGUCAUAGUCUCUAAUAUUAGGUGUGAGCAAUUGUUUGAAAUGUUGAUUGCACGUUAAUAAGACUUGUGAAAUGGAUAGAUAAUUUCCUAGAGGCAUAAAAAGCGACAACUCUCCAGUUUUUCACACGGCAGCUGCAGUUCUUUGAGAAAGCUCAAAACAAACUUAGUAUUUUUAUGUUGAAGAAAUGUUUUCUUUUAGCUUGAGAUUUUGUUCUGCCCUCUUCUUUAUGAAUUUGGCUGGUAAAAAAAAACAUGCUCAGCGUGUGGAUUUUUUCAUCAACUAGCCUCCAUGGCUGGGUGGUCUAAAAGUUAAUUUAGGACACUGUAUGUAACUUUUUGUUAAGUACGUAACAAAAUUCAUGGGGUGCUAAUUCAUUAAAUAUCAUACCAACCGUUGUAUGAGGAUCUGUUGACACUUUGAACCUUAAAUUAGACACCUUCUCACAAUUCCUAUAUUUUAUUUGAAUCUACAGCAUGCAACUUAAUUUUGUGUUAGCCAACACAGGAAUCCAAGGUGUGUUUGCUCUUCCUGGGACGGUUAGGACAGUUACCCGGGGCAGUUUGUUGAUUUCUAUUAAUAGAUUUAGACUGCUGAGCUGAAUUAAUAGAUGUCAUAUAGGCCUACCUUUCAACCACUGAGUAUAUUUGAAAUAUAUAGACUUCAACUAUUUAACUUCUUUUUCACUCUCAGGUUGUUGUUAUUGACUUCUGUUUAAUUUAUGGUCUUCUUUUCGUACUAAAACUCUGCAGUAGUACUACUAGUGUUCUGUUCAUGUUGAUUUCUUGUUUGUUUCUUUUGUUUUUAUAAGAAAUGCCUUUUAAUCCAAAUCCUCUGGUACAGCUUGAUUCUUGUUUGGCAAAGUGAUCUAUUGGUUGCAUUAAAAACUGUGCAGAUUUAUUUAAUUCUAUUAAAAUGUAUGUUGGAAGAAACUUCAGAAACAGCAGCCAAACAGCAUGGUGCAUGUGCAAUGUGGGGGACAAAACAAAGAUUUUCUGAUUUUGAUUUCAACUCUGCAUUGCCUGCAUUGACUCAUUGUGUCCACCAGAUGGUGCUGAUGUAGCUUCAUGCACACAGGACCAAUCAACUGGAAUUAGAUCUGUUCACAGCAUCAUUAUCAAACAUGCCAAAAUAAUCAGAUUUCAUGCAGUUUAUGCAGAUUGUUUGUGUAAAAUAUGAAUUUUAUAUUUUUACUCAAGUAUAAUGUUUUCAUUUUACAGGUUAGGAAAAUUCUCCAACCCAAACCUCCUUUAAAAACUCAAUUUAUUAUCCAAAAAUAUGAGUAAUGAUAGUGAUAACACACAUCACACUGUGAAAACACAUUUAAUGAAUCAAAGAAUAUCAUCCCCAACCUUUUCAAGGUGUCAAGUGUCAUGUACAGUACAAUUUCUUAAAUCUGUAUUGUUAAAGUUCUUUCUCUGAGGACAGAAGGUGGUGCCAUAGGUCCAUUUUUUCUCUACUAUAGGUCAGAAUGUUGACCUGUACUGUUACAUCACGAGUGGAGUUUAAUCCAGCUCUGUCUUGCACCAUCCAGUGUCCAGUGUUAUUUUUCAGCUGUUCAAAUUUAUUUGUUCUUAAUCUUGAUUUUUUGGCAGAUUAAUAUUCAAUAAAAUGUUGUUUUUUAA
Epinephelus fuscoguttatus (brown-marbled grouper) is the source of this 6201-nucleotide messenger RNA. Its product is annotated as T-cell surface antigen CD2. NCBI's taxonomy places the organism in Eukaryota, Metazoa, Chordata, Actinopteri, Perciformes, Serranidae. Bases 13 to 1248 code for a protein of 411 amino acids. The transcript has 7 exons. The record is from RefSeq and is a predicted model, not a curated record.